CGGGUCACAGAGGUGCUGGGGCCCAGGCCAGCCUCUGCCUGGGAAGUUCUCUCUGGAAACAUCUGGUGGGUACUACAGGCCCUAUUCCAGGCCCUAUGGCCUGUGGAACCUCACCACGGGGGGGAGGGCUGGGCCAGACAGAGUCAUCACCUGUGGUGUCGGCCCCAUGGAUGAGAUUGAGUGGAUACACAGACAUCCCAAGGCUGAGGACCUAAGGGUUGGGCUCAUCAGCUGGGCAGGAACCUACCUCACCUUUGAGGCAUGCAAGAAUACAGUCACUGCAACUGCGAAGAGUUUGGGCAGGAGACAGACCUGGGAGAUCCUGGUAAGCAAUGAGCAUGAGACACAGGCCGUGGUGCGACUAAAGAGCGUGCAGGGCCUCUACCUGCUGUGUGAGUGUGAUGGCACCGUGUGUUAUGGCCACCCAAGGACCAGCCACCACGGGUGCUUUCUACUGCGUUUCCACCGGAACAGCAAGUGGACACUCCAGUGCCUAAUCUCUGGUCGUUAUUUGGAGUCCAAUGGCAAGGACGUGUUUUGCACUUCCCGGGUCCUCUCAGCUUACCACAUGUGGACCCCCCGACCAGCCCUCCAUGUCCACGUGAUCCUCUACAGCCCCAUCCACCACCGCUAUGCCCGGGCCGACCCCACUAUGGGCCGCAUCUGGGUGGACGCAGCAGUUCCCUGCCUGGAGGAGUGUGGCUUCCUGUUGCAUUUCCGAGAUGGAUGCUACCACUUGGAGACCUCUACACACCACUUCUUGUCCCAUGUAGACCGGCUGUUCUCCCAACCCUCAUCACAGACAGCUUUUCACAUGCAAGUGCGGCCUGGAGGGCUUGUGGCACUGUGUGAUGGAGAAGGAGGCAUGUUAUAUCCACAGGGCACGCAUCUGCUCUUGGGCCUGGGCUGCAACCCCAUGAGGGGUGAGGAGUGGUUCAUCCUACAGCACUGCCCAACCUGGCUCAGCCUCAGGUCAAAGACUCGGCGGUUCAUCUCAGUCAUCUACGAUGGUGAGGUGCGUGCUGCUUCUGAGCACUUAAACCCAAUGUCCUUGUUCCAGUUUGAAUGUGACAGUGAGAGCCCCACUGUGCAGUUUCGUUCAGCCAAUGGCUACUACCUAGCCCAGAGGCGCCACAGGGCAGUAAUGGCUGAUGGGCACCCCCUGGAGCCUGACACGUUCUUCCGAAUGCACUGGAACUGUGGCAGGAUCAUCCUGCAGUCCUGCAGGGGGCGCUUCCUGGGCAUUGCACCCAACAGCCUGCUGAUGGCCAAUGCCAUCCUUCCAGGCCCAAAUGAGGAAUUUGGGAUUUUAUUUGCCAAUCGCUCCUUCCUUGUAUUGCGAGGUCGUUAUGGCUAUGUGGGCUCCUCGUCAGGCCAUGACCUCAUACAGUGCAACCAGGAUCAGCCCGACCGCAUUCAUCUACUACCCUGCCGACAGGGUAUCUACCACUUCCAGGGGGGGAUCCUUCUGGUCAAUAACAUCCUUUGGCACCUUUCGCCCUUGGGGCAAGUUUGCCCUCAACUUCUGUAUCGAGCUUCAGGGGAGCAACUUACUCACUGUACUGGCCCCCAAUGGCUUCUACAUGCGAGCCGACCAAAGCGGCACCCUGUUGGCAGACAGCGAAGACAUUACCAAAGAGUGUAUCUGGGAAUUUUAGGUCAAUGGGAUGUCACCUACCAAAUCCAAAUCCUCCAGGAAAAAAUACUACAGUAAAUGGAACAGGAACCUCAGAGUCAAGAUCCAAGAGAAGAAUAUCUGUUACAACUUUUCCUACCCAGUUUAGCAAAACACCCCUGUUUUAUGCAACAAUACAUCACAACAGGCCACCCCCAAGAUCCUUGUGUGCAUCUGACUCAGUAUAGAGUAGGGGUCUGGAUGAGGGUUGAAACAGAGGCCCCAGGCUGCUCUAAGUUCUAUCCAGGAGAGACCAAAUGGCAAGCAGUUCUUCCACUGAUCUUCCCCAUCCCUGUCCAGAACUGCUAGACUUUUUCCAGUGAACCCAUGAGCAGCCAGCAUUGCCCUGAAGGGUUUAGAAUCCAGUUAUGACUUUAAAUAUCUUUUUGGUUUAGAAAAAAGGAAAGAUUGUUAAUCUUGUGGGCACAGGAUAAUGGUAAUAACACCUUAUGCCUGGAUAGGCCACUUUACCUCCUCCUACCAUGAUUUAUUCAACUUCCCUACCCAACAUUACCUUUUUUCCAGUGAAGUGGGUACUUCCUCCACCACUUCUUACCUUUUUUUUUUUUUUUUUUUGACAGAGUCUUGCUCAGUCACCCAGGCUGAAGUGCAGUGGCAGUGGUGUGAUCUUGGCCCACUGCAACCUCCGCCUCCCGGGUUCAAGCAAUUCUCCUGCCUCAGUCUCCCAAGUAGCUGGGAUUACAGGCGCCUGCCACCACCCCCAGCUACUUUUGUGUGUGUGUGUGUGUUUUUAAUAGAGACGGGGUUUCGUCAUGUUGGCCAACCUGGUCUUGAAUUCCUGACCUCAGGUGAUCCACCCGCCUCGGCGUCCCAAAGUGCUGGGCUUACAGGUGUGAGCCACCAUGACCGGCAGACUUCUUACCUUUCACAGACAGCGAAAGUGAUUUGCCCGAGAUCUCAUGACUAAUCACAGCACAGCUAGGCUUCUGACUCAAAUCCAACUCUAAUGUCCACCAUUCUUCCAAUCAAAGCAGGAUUUCCAAAAUGUCUGUCAUUCUUACACUGUCUUUGUGACUUUGGCCUUUAUCUACCUACCAUCUGCCGUAUUAAUGUUUUUAUUGACAUAGACUCUUAAAUACAUUUAUUUAGAAAGGAAUAUUUUUUCACUAUCAUAAAAUGGAAAGCCAGAAUCACUUACCAUAAGUGGAAAAUGACUAUAAAAAUAAAUACAGGUAUACCUCAGAGAUAUUGUGGGUUCAGUUCCAGACCACUGUGAUAAAGCAAAUAUGGCAAUAAAAUAAGUCACACAAA
Messenger RNA from Pongo pygmaeus (Bornean orangutan), 2947 nucleotides. It is a transcript of the gene FSCN3, whose product is annotated as fascin actin-bundling protein 3. Lineage: Eukaryota; Metazoa; Chordata; Mammalia; Primates; Hominidae. Gene Ontology annotation, molecular function: protein-macromolecule adaptor activity; actin filament binding. Gene Ontology annotation, biological process: actin filament bundle assembly; cell migration; establishment or maintenance of cell polarity. The record is from RefSeq and is a predicted model, not a curated record. Bases 167 to 1714 code for a protein of 515 amino acids. The transcript has 7 exons. Gene Ontology annotation, cellular component: growth cone; cell projection membrane; filopodium.